Molecule: messenger RNA, 4735 nt
Organism: Myodes glareolus (Bank vole)
Lineage: Eukaryota; Metazoa; Chordata; Mammalia; Rodentia; Cricetidae
Source: RefSeq, a predicted model, not a curated record
CUCGUCAAUCUAAACCUAACCUAUUCUCAUCCGCACACUUGGGGGCUUGUGUAAAUCAAGCAGGCGUUCUGUCACUCAGCAGCGGUAUCUCCACGGAAUGGUGCACAACCACACGCCUUCCUGAGCUGUCUCAUGAUGCCGGUGGGAGAAAUAUUCACAUGAAUGCACUUUUUCAGGGAUGGUGGCAACAGGAUGCUUUAAUUCUGUUCACUUCCCCCAGGAUCAAUGGCACUUCUGCCAAAGACUUUGCUCAUGGGCACAGUAACGCAGGUCAGCACUCUCUGAGAUUAGAGGGUCUCCCUUGAGAGAGCUAAUUUCAAUUCUCUACAGAGGCUCUAACAUGAAAAACAAAAAUCUCAGUGAAAACUGAACCGAAUGGGGAUUGAGCUGCUCUGCCUGUUCCUGCUACUUCUAGGAAGGAAUGAGCUCGUCCAAGGUGGUUGUGACUGGGGCGGUGCAGAGACCUGCUCCGACUGCUUGCUCACGGGACCUCACUGUGCCUGGUGCUCCCAGGAGAAUUUUACCCACCCGUCCGGAGCUGGUGAGAGGUGCGACACACCUACAAACCUUUUGGCCAAAGGAUGUCAACUGCCCUUCAUCGAAAACCCUGUCUCCCAAGUAGAAAUCCUUCAAAAUAAGCCACUGAGCGUGGGCCGACAGAGAAACAGUUCUGACAUUGUCCAGAUUUCUCCUCAGAGCGUGGUUCUUACACUGAGGCCAGGCGGUGAGCAGACCGUGCAAGUGCAGGUCCGCCAAACGGAAGAUUACCCAGUCGAUCUGUAUUACCUCAUGGACCUCUCGGCCUCCAUGGAUGAUGACCUCAACACAAUCAAAGAGCUGGGCUCCCGGCUUGCCAAAGAGAUGUCUAAAUUAACCAGCAACUUUAGACUGGGCUUUGGAUCCUUUGUGGAAAAGCCCAUUUCUCCUUUUAUGAAAACAACACCAGAGGAAAUCACCAACCCUUGCAGUAGUAUUCCCUACUUCUGUUUACCUACAUUUGGAUUCAAGCACAUUUUACCGUUGACUGAUGAUGCUGAGCGAUUCAAUGAAAUUGUGAGAAAACAGAAGAUUUCUGCUAAUAUUGACACGCCCGAAGGAGGAUUUGACGCAAUUAUGCAGGCUGCUGUGUGUAAGGAAAAGAUUGGUUGGCGCAACGACUCGCUCCACCUCCUGGUUUUUGUGAGUGAUGCUGAUUCUCAUUUUGGAAUGGACAGUAAGCUAGCCGGCAUUGUCAUUCCCAAUGAUGGACUCUGUCACUUGGACCACAGGAAUGAAUACUCCAUGUCAACCGUCCUGGAAUAUCCAACAAUUGGUCAACUCAUUGACAAGCUGGUACAAAACAACGUGCUACUGAUCUUCGCUGUGACCCAAGAGCAAGUCCACUUGUAUGAGAAUUAUGCGAAACUCAUCCCUGGGGCGACCGUCGGACUGCUGCAGAAAGACUCUGGGAACGUCCUUCAGCUGAUCAUCUCGGCUUAUGAAGAACUGCGGUCUGAGGUGGAACUGGAGGUAUUGGGAGACACAGAAGGACUCAGUCUGUCUUUCACAGCUCUCUGCAACAAUGGCAUCAUCCUCCCCAACCAGAAGAAAUGCUCCCACAUGAAAGUUGGGGAUACGGCAUCCUUCAAUGUGACCGUGAGCAUAUCCAACUGCGAGAAAAGGAGCCGAAGCCUCAUCAUAAAGCCCGUGGGGCUGGGGGACACCGUGGAUGUCCUCGUCACGGCAGAAUGUGACUGCCGCUGCCAGAGGGAAGUAGAAGCCAACAGUUCUAAAUGCCACCACGGUAACGGCUCCUUCCAGUGUGGGGUGUGCGCCUGCAACCCCGGCCACAUGGGCCCUCACUGUGAGUGCGGCGAGGACAUGGUCAGCAUGGACUCUUGCAAGGAGGCCCCGGGACAGCCCUCGUGCAGUGGAAGAGGUGAUUGCUAUUGUGGGCAGUGCAUCUGCCACUUAUCGCCCUAUGGGAGCAUCUACGGACCUUACUGCCAGUGCGACAACUUCUCCUGCCUGCGACACAAAGGCCUGCUCUGUGGAGAUAACGGGGACUGUGACUGUGGUGAAUGCGUGUGCCGGGAAGGCUGGACUGGCGAGUACUGCAACUGUACAACCAGCAGGGACUCCUGUGCAUCUGAGGACGGAGUGCUGUGCAGUGGACGUGGGGACUGCGUCUGCGGCAAGUGUGUCUGCAGGAACCCUGGAGCCUCAGGACCCACCUGCGAACGCUGUCCCACCUGCGGCGAUCCUUGUAACUCUAAGCGGAGCUGCAUCGAAUGCUACCUGUCUGCAGAUGGCCAGGACCAAGAGUGCAUGGAAAAGUGCCAAGCCACCGGCGCCACCAUCAGCGAGGAAGACUUUUCAAAGGACACUUCUGUUUCCUGCUCUCUACAAGGAGAAAAUGAAUGUCUUAUCACAUUCCUAAUAACCACAGACAAUGAGGGAAAAGCCGUCAUUCACAGCAUCAAUGAAAAAGACUGCCCCAAGCCUCCAAACAUCCCCAUGAUCAUGUUGGGAGUGUCGCUGGCUAUCCUGCUCAUCGGAGUCGUCCUACUGUGCAUUUGGAAGUUGCUGGUAUCAUUGCACGAUCGGAAGGAAGUCGCUAAGUUCGAAGCAGAACGAUCAAAGGCCAAGUGGCAAACGGGAACCAAUCCGCUGUACAGAGGCUCCACCAGUACAUUUAAGAAUGUGACCUACAAACACAGGGAAAAGCACAAGGCCGGCUUUUCCAUAGAUGGCAGGUUGACUUAAGAUAAUACUAGGUCAUUUGGAGAUCAGUCAUUCUCAGAUGGAGGUGAGACACUGUUGGCAGGUUCAAAAUAAUCAGGAGAAGAAUAUCCUAAGAGAAGAGGUGAAUUCAAGAUCGCUUGAUGAAUAUGAACCCUGUUGCAUUGAUGCCUCAAAAAAAUCAUCACAAUGGUUCAUGGGGACUUGAUUUGCAUUUGAAAAGUGUUCAGAAUUUUAAUCUCAUUUGCUUCCUGAAUCCAGUUACCUACAACCUUUGUCUCCGCAAGGUCACCAUGUCCUUAUGGCUCUAUUCUGUACCCACACUGGCUGCUUUUUCUAAACAUGCAGAAAAAUCUCCCAUUUCCUGGAGGAUUUUUUUGUUGGAUUGGUUGGUUUGGGGAUUGGGUUUUUUGAGACAGGGUCUCUAUACGAAGUCCUGGCAGUUCUGGAAUUGACCAGGCUGACCUUGAACUCACUCAGGCUGACCUUGAACUCACUAAGAUCUGCCUCCUGCGUGCUGGGAUUGAAGGUGUGCCACAUCAUGCUAGGCGAUCUUUUUUUUUUUAAUAUGAGAAAUGAGAUUCUGGUUUCUCAUCCACAGAAAGAAUACAGUUCUUCCAGUAAUAUCCCAAGUGAAAGAUUGAAAAUUAAAUGUUAGUAAUUGCCUUAGAUUUAUACGCUUACAAGUUAUUUACACAAACAAGUGUUUUGUUGCACAGAUGAGGAAGGAGUAAUUUAUAAAUUAUGUUGCUAGUAAGACUGAAGAUAUGGGUCUAACAUGCUCAGCUUUCCUCUUGUCCCCAAGUUCCCCCCACAUCCCCCCAUAUUUCUUAAUUAUUUUACCCAGUUUCACAGUCUUCAAAACUCCACCCUUGUCAUAUGAAAGUGUCCAUUUAAAAAUAACUCUAAGCGGUUAGUGUAUCAAAAAAAGUUUCAAGACUAUAAAAGGAACCUUGGGUAAUAGAAUAAAAGGUCACAUGGCUUUACAUCCAGCGUGUCCCUCAUGGAGUCUAGGCUUCCCUUAGGACAUUGCCAUCCCGUCCACACCACCCAGCAUUCACAGCCCAGCUUCACGGGCCGGAUGUGUCACCCACGGGCUCUAAAAAAUAAAAACCACUUACAAAAUCUACACCGGCUGUCAGCAAUCCGGUAGCAGACUAAAGAGGAAGCCUCUGGAGACUUUCAUUUCUUCUGGUUACUGUUGCAUUGCAAAGCACUUUGCUCUGGCUGGAUCUCCACAGAGACGCUGAGAGCAUAGGCGGAAGAGUUGGGGACAGACUCUCCACCUUCCAACUCCAAGCCUUUGCUCUCCCCAUUGCCUGAGACUCUUUCGUCAGUAAAAUGAAAGAAGGCUUGUGUUAGUUGUGGCAUAACUACCUUAGUUUGAGAGUGUACUAACACGAAACAAAUAGCACUUAGGUCCCUGGAAUGCGGACCACUUGCCGUGUUUUUGCGCCAUGUGGACAGUCAUGUGACUAGAUAGUCACGUGAAGGCAUUUGCUGGAUGAGCAGCUUCUUAGGAGUGGCGGCUUCAUGGUCCUCCACUGGAUUGUCAACUUAGUCCCAAAGUUCCUUCACUCCUCCCAAAUAUGUCUGUGAAUGUUUUGAUUAUCUGGAGUCUUUCUUUUACGGAUUUUUAAAUAACUCAGGUAAAUCAGUCAGUUAGGGAGUACACAACUAAACCUUAAAGAAAAAGCUGAAUGAAUCUCCUUGGAUCCCUGAACGAUCCAAUAAUAUGGAUUAUAUUAUACUCCCAAUAAUAAAGCAGUACUGCCACCAUUACACGGGGCUGUUUGUGCUAGUUUUGCAUUACUGCUGAAAUGAGAUUUUAGAACAUAGAGGUUUCUUUCAUGUGUGUAUUAGGAAGAAUUUGUUCUUUCCCUAAAUACCGUUUUGACCCGAGGCAGGACCUUGAAAAGGCCAAAACAUUGACAGUAGUGCUUCUGUUCACUGAAGAGUUAUGUUACAUGAAGAUGAGAUGGUUGUUUUUUAAGUGGUUUUAUUGUAUUUUGCA